This is a messenger RNA of Phyllostomus discolor (pale spear-nosed bat), 1537 nucleotides long. It is a transcript of the gene PCGF3, whose product is annotated as polycomb group ring finger 3. The record is from RefSeq and is a predicted model, not a curated record. Gene Ontology annotation, cellular component: PRC1 complex. Gene Ontology annotation, biological process: regulation of transcription by RNA polymerase II. The transcript is spliced from 11 exons. NCBI's taxonomy places the organism in Eukaryota, Metazoa, Chordata, Mammalia, Chiroptera, Phyllostomidae. The coding region runs from base 403 to 1131 and encodes 242 amino acids.
GGCCGCGCAGUGCGCAUGCUCCAAGCGCGGCGCCCCCGACUCGGCGCUCGGCUCCGUUCGGGCAUUUCCGCCUCUUUGUUUUAAACUCCGGACGGGUUUUUUUCUCCGGCUCUUGGGGGGGACCAGGAGGCAGCGGCGCCCCCUCCCAUCCUUUCGCUGCCCCCGCGUGCGCCCCGCUCGUCCGCAGCCGAGACGGCAGGCCUCAGGAUGUAGCGGGGGGUCCCCGGCCCCACGUCCAGAAAAUGGGAAGAGAGCACGGGACCAGAGGACGGCGCAGAGGUGAAGACGACUCAGCGUGCGGACCGGCGCGGCUGCCAGCGAGCGACAGCGCCCCGGCCGAAGCCUGAGCGCCGAUGCGGAGGCAGAGGGAGGGGCCGACAGCGUCUAGAGGAGAAGCCAAAGAUGUUGACCAGAAAGAUUAAACUCUGGGACAUAAACGCCCACAUCACCUGCCGCCUGUGCAGCGGGUACCUCAUCGACGCCACCACGGUGACCGAGUGUCUGCACACGUUCUGCCGCAGCUGCCUGGUCAAGUACCUGGAGGAGAACAACACCUGCCCCACGUGCCGGAUCGUCAUCCACCAGAGCCACCCGCUGCAGUACAUCGGCCAUGACAGGACCAUGCAGGACAUCGUUUACAAGCUGGUGCCGGGCCUGCAGGAAGCGGAAAUGAGGAAACAGAGGGAAUUCUACCACAAAUUGGGCAUGGAGGUGCCUGGAGACAUCAAGGGGGAGACUGGUUCUGCGAAACAGCACUCAGACCCCCACCGGAACGGUGAAACCAAAGCGGACGAGAGCUGCAACAAGGAGGCGGCCGAGGAGAAGCAGGAGGAGGACAAUGACUACCACCGGAGCGACGAGCAGGUGAGCAUCUGUCUGGAGUGCAACAGCAGCAAGCUGCGCGGCCUGAAGCGCAAGUGGAUCCGCUGCUCCGCCCAGGCCACCGUGCUGCACCUGAAGAAGUUCAUCGCCAAGAAACUCAACCUCUCGUCCUUCAACGAGCUGGACAUCUUAUGCAACGAGGAAAUCCUGGGCAAGGACCACACGCUCAAGUUCGUGGUCGUCACGAGAUGGAGAUUCAAGAAGGCGCCGCUCCUGCUGCACUACAGACCCAAGAUGGACCUGCUGUGACGCGCGGUGGGCGCGGGACUCCGCGCCCGCGGAGGGGCCUCGGGUCCGGGGACCGGGCUCUGAACAGAGUAUUUAUCACUUUUGUACGAGAGACUUCGCACUCAACGAGACACUACCAGCAGCACGGUGACCAGGCGUGACACCCUCACGGGCGCCCGCGCCGGCCCAGCCCGGCUGCGGCGGCCUCCCCCUGCGGCGUGCGGCCCUGCCUGCUCCAGGCCUCAGAAGCACCGCGUUUUGGUUUAGUCGAUGAAUUAGGUUUCAGGAUGAGCCUCAAAAAUACUUGUACGUGUGUCGAAUCCUCCCUAAGUUAUUGAAAAAAUAUCUUUUCACGGUGAAUGACGAUAUUUAUGUUGCCUUUAGCUUCCUGAAGGCUUAGAAGAUCUAUAAAAAAUUAAUUUAAAAG